AAAGGGGCGCGGGCCUCACAGGCAGGGCGCAGAAGCCCGUGGGUCUGUGCUUAUGGCUCCUUGCCAGGCUGGGAGGAUGAGGCUCGCGGUGGGCGCCCUGCUGGCCAGUGCUAUCCUAGGGCUGGGCCUUGCCAUCCCGGAGAAGACGGUCCGGUGGUGCGCUGUGUCCGACCAUGAGGGCAGCAAGUGUGCCGCGUUCCGUGACAUCAUGAAAACCGUCCUCCCGGCAGACGGCCCCCAGCUCGCCUGCGUGAAGAAAGCCUCCAGCCAUGACUGCAUCAAGGCCAUCUCGGGGAAGGAAGCGGAUGCGGCCACGGUAGAUGGUGGUUUGGUCUAUGAAGCGGGCCUGGCUCCCAACAACCUGAAGCCUGUCGUGGCAGAGUUCUACGGAUCACCAGAGAAGCCUCAAACUGACUACUACGCGGUGGCCGUGGUGAAGAAAGGCACUGACUUCCAGAUGAACCAGCUCCAGGGCAAGAAGUCCUGCCACACGGGGCUGGGCAGGUCUGCGGGGUGGAACAUUCCCAUCGGCUGGCUCUACUGUGAUUUACCCGAGCCCCGGAAGCCCCUGGAGAAAGCAGUGGCCAAUUUCUUCUCGGGUAGCUGUGUCCCCUGCGCAGAUGCGGCUGCCUUCCCCAAACUGUGUCAGCUCUGCCCAGGGUGUGGCUGCUCCUCCCAGAACCCAUACUUUGGCUACGUCGGUGCCUUCAAGUGUCUGAGGGACGGUGGUGGAGAUGUGGCCUUUAUCAAGCACGCCACCAUAUUUGAGGUCCUGCCCGAGAAGGCCGACAGGGACCAGUAUGAGCUGCUGUGUCCGGACAACACCCGGAGGCCGGUGGACGAGUACGAGCAGUGCUACCUGGCCCGGGUGCCCUCCCACGCCGUGGUGGCCCGGAGCGUGGACGGCAAGGAGGACCUGAUCUGGGAGAUCCUCAACAAGGCCCAGGAACAUUUCGGCAAAGGCAAAUCGAAGGACUUCGACCUCUUCAGUUCUCCCCACGGGAAGAACCUCAUGUUCAAGGACUCUGCUGUGGGCUUCUUACGGAUUCCCCCGGGGAUGGACUACAAGCUGUACCUGAGUCAUCAAUACAUCACCACCCUUCGGAACCAACGGGAAGGCAUAUGCCCGGCUGAGGCUCAGGAGGAGUGCAAGAGCGUGAAGUGGUGUGCCCUCAGCCACCACGAGAGGCUCAAGUGUGACCAGUGGAGCGUCAACAGCGGAGGGGAGAUAGAAUGCGAGUCGGCAGAGACCCCCGAGGACUGUAUCGCCAAGAUUGUGAAUGGAGAGGCGGACGCCAUGAGCGUGGACGGAGGAUACGUGUACAUUGCAGGCCAGUGCGGUCUGGUGCCUGUCCUGGCCGAGAACUACAAUAGCACAAAUUGUGACAGUCCACCAGAGAAAGGAUAUUUGAGCGUGGCUGUGGUGAAGAAAUCUGAUCCUAGCAUCACCUGGGACAAUUUACAAGGCAAGAAGUCUUGCCACACGGGUGUCAACAGGAAUGCUGGCUGGAAUAUCCCCAUGGGCCUGAUCUAUACCAAGAUCAACCACUGCAGAUUCGAUGAAUUUUUCAGUCAAGGCUGUGCCCCGGGAUAUCAGGAAAACUCCACCCUCUGUGACCUGUGCAUAGGCCCCAAAAAAUGCGCUCCUAACAGCAAAGAAGGGUAUCACAGUUACACGGGCGCCUUUAGGUGUCUCGUUGAGAAGGGAGACGUGGCCUUCGUGAAAGAGCAGACUGUCUUUCAAAACACCAAUGGGAAGAACCCUGCUGAUUGGGCGAAGAAUCUGAAGGAGGAAGACUUUGAGUUGCUGUGCCCAGAUGGCACCAGGAAGAAGGUGACGGAGGCUGCCAGUUGCCACCUUGCCCGAGCCCCCAAUCACGCUGUGAUCUCCCGGAAAGAUAAGGCCCAAUGUGUCCGCACCAAGUUACUCAACCAGCAGACCGACUUCGGAAGUCACGUCAGCGACUGCUCCAGCAAGUUCUGCAUGUUCCACUCCGAGACCAAGGACCUCCUGUUCCGAGAUGACACCAAGUGCCUGGUCCGGCUUCCCGAGGGCAUCACCACCGAGAAGUACUUAGGAGACGAGUAUAACAAGGCCAUCAAGGGCUUCCGCAAGUGCUCGACCUCAUGGCUCCUGGACGCCUGCUCUUUCCACAAACAUUAAAACCUGAGAGGUGAGGUUCUCCCGGCGAUCGGCCAUUCAAGUGACCCUCAGGCUUCUCCUGGCCUCCACAGCCCGAGGUCCCCGAUGCCAGCCUUGUCUAGUCUUUGCCACGUGCCCCA
Messenger RNA from Dipodomys spectabilis (banner-tailed kangaroo rat), 2283 nucleotides. RefSeq names its product serotransferrin-like. The record is from RefSeq and is a predicted model, not a curated record. Gene Ontology annotation, cellular component: recycling endosome; extracellular region; early endosome. NCBI's taxonomy places the organism in Eukaryota, Metazoa, Chordata, Mammalia, Rodentia, Heteromyidae. The transcript has 17 exons. The coding region runs from base 53 to 2164 and encodes 703 amino acids. Gene Ontology annotation, biological process: iron ion transport; antibacterial humoral response.